AUGGCGGGGCUUGUCUCACCGAAGCCUGUGUCGUACAUGCAACACGCUCUGCAGUACAAUUCCUACCAACGCAGUGCCACAGGCUACACGGACACCAACAGCAUCGCCGCCCUAUCUCAUCCUGUUCACCAGACUGUAGUACCUUUCUCUGGACCCUCCCCGGCAAUGCUUGGAAUGCAUGAGGAGAGCAAAAUCUACAAUCUGGUUAUUGAGCUCCUCGAUUCGAGCACUCGGGAGAGUGCAUUACUCGAGUUGAGUAAGAAGAGGGAGCAGUACGAUGAUCUCGCACUUGUUCUGUGGCACUCUUUCGGUAUUAUGCCUGCUCUUUUACAGGAAAUUGUUUCGGUCUACCCAUUACUAUCGCCGCCUAAUCUGACUGCCCAUGUAUCAAAUCGUGUUUGCAAUGCUCUCGCACUCUUGCAAUGUGUAGCAUCUCAUCCUGAUACCCGACAACUGUUUCUGAAUGCCCAUAUUCCGCUCUUUUUAUAUCCAUUCUUGAAUACGACUUCGAAGACUCGACCUUUCGAGUACCUGCGUCUGACUUCGCUCGGCGUGAUCGGUGCCCUGGUCAAGCAAAAUGACAACAACACCGUCAUUCAUUUCCUCCUCUCCACGGAGAUCAUCCCUCUGUGCCUCCGCAUCAUGGAGACAGGUUCCGAGCUCUCCAAAACCGUCGCCAUAUUCAUUGUGCAGAAAAUCCUGCUGGACGAGACUGGUCUCACUUAUAUCUGUCACACCUACGAACGCUUCUACGCUGUUGGUACCGUCCUCAGCAACAUGGUGAACCAACUCGUCGAUACCCAGGCUGUUCGACUUCUAAAGCACGUCGUGCGGUGUUAUCUGCGGCUGAGUGACAAUCUGAGGGCUCGAGAGGCAUUGAGGGCAUGCUUGCCUGAACCACUUCGUGAUCAGACGUUUAGCGCUCUCCUGAAGGGCGACAUGGUGACCAAGAGAUGCUUGACUACGCUACUGAACAAUCUGAACGAGCAGUAA
Molecule: messenger RNA, 993 nt
Organism: Sparassis crispa
Lineage: Eukaryota; Fungi; Basidiomycota; Agaricomycetes; Polyporales; Sparassidaceae
Product: Cell differentiation protein
Exons: 6
Coding region: 1-993 (330 amino acids)
Biological process (GO): negative regulation of translation; mRNA catabolic process
Cellular component (GO): CCR4-NOT complex; CCR4-NOT core complex; P-body
Source: RefSeq, a predicted model, not a curated record